Podarcis lilfordi (Lilford's wall lizard) is the source of this 594-nucleotide messenger RNA. The record is from the annotation of a GenBank genome assembly. Lineage: Eukaryota; Metazoa; Chordata; Lepidosauria; Squamata; Lacertidae.
AUGGAAGAUCAAAUUAAUGAAACAAAAACGUUUGAGUCGGCGAAUAAAUGUGGAAAACUGCUAUCUUGGCAGUUGAAGAGAAGACAAAGAUUAAACACGGUUACAAAUUUAGAGGUUGAUGGAAGAAACAUUCAGAAUCCAGUGGACAUUAGAAAGUGUUUCCAGAGAUAUUUUAAAAAGUUAUAUACCCAAGGGCCGCAAGACGAAGUUGAGAUUAAACAAUUUUUGGCAAAAAAUGGAUUAUCUAAACUGUCACAAGAAAAUAGGACAAUCCUGAACUCUAAAAUAACACGACAGGAGAUUGAACAAGCUAUUCAGAACAUGCAACUUGGCAAAUCUCCAGGGCCAGACGGGCUGACCUCCAAGUAUUACAAGACACUAAAAGACUAUUUGAUACAACCUUUGAUGGAGGUUAGCAAUGAAAUUAUGGAGGGGAAGAGGGCACCGGAUUCGUGGAAGGAAGCGUUUAUCACAUUGAUACCAAAGUUAGAAACUGAAAAGACACAACUGAAGAACUACCGUCCCAUCUCCCUUUUAAAUGUGGAUUACAAAAUAUUUGCAGAUAUUUUGGCAAGUAGAUUUAAAAAGUUUUAA